Molecule: messenger RNA, 2471 nt
Organism: Drosophila subpulchrella
Lineage: Eukaryota; Metazoa; Arthropoda; Insecta; Diptera; Drosophilidae
Exons: 3
Coding region: 319-2271 (650 amino acids)
Biological process (GO): multicellular organism development; proteasome-mediated ubiquitin-dependent protein catabolic process
Cellular component (GO): cytoplasm
Molecular function (GO): zinc ion binding; ubiquitin conjugating enzyme binding; ubiquitin protein ligase activity
Source: RefSeq, a predicted model, not a curated record
GUCCGGAAGACAAUGGUUUCCACGGCGGAGAAGGCAAAAGAACAGGCCAACAGGGCGUGCACUUGAUAUGUAGGUUUGGUUUUGGUUUCGGUUUCGGUUUGGGCUUUGGGUAUAUCACCACACAUCACAAGUCGAAAUCGAUUGCCGGGCCAGCUAGUUUAGUUAGGCGUCUCUCUGAUAAGAUACGGGAGUACGAGUGGCGAACGCCAGCGGAGAAUUCUGCCAGAAGAAAAGCACAUUCUGGCCCCCGAGCUUGGAGCAACUGUUCCCGCCGGUUAUACAACCACUACCAAUCAACCAAAAAAAAAAUUUCGAAAAAUGUCUGCGCUAGCCAAUGGAGGACAAGAUGAGGAUCUGAAAAUUCUGAGUCAACUGAAGAGCAUCGAGCAGAUCAACGAGCAGCGCCGCAAAUUCCUCAACAGCACGAUCAACGAGGAGGUUACGGAGGACAUGAAUGGUGCCACGAUUCAGGAGGAGGACGUGGAGAAGGAUCUGAAGCAGUUAGAGGAGCUGGAGCCGAAGACAGUUCCCGAGGAGAAGCCGGAGUUGAAGACAGUUCCCGAGGAGAAGCCGGAGUUGAAGACAGUUCCCGAGGAGAAGCCGGAGUUGAAGACAGUUCCCGAGGAGGUGGCGGAGAAAACACCAGAGGCGACCCCAAAAAAGGAGCAGGAGAAGGUGCCCGAAAAGGCGGAGCAGUCCAAGCCCCAGCCACCGAAUACGCUCACCCUAAAUGUUAAAUACGCCACCCUACCGAGUCCCAAUGUGGUGAGCCUGCGAUCCCCGCUCUCGCCGCCACCCAAGCCGCCCAUGCUGGGUCGCACCCGGAGCAUAGGUGCCGGCGAUGGCAAGAGCAAUGGCGCCCUCUCGCCCGACAACUCCCUGAUGCGCCAGAGCUUUCCCGAGGGUGUGCUCUCAUCCAGCAAGGCGGCGAAAACCCCAGUCACUCCCAUUGACGAAGCACCGGCCACCGUUUCCGCCCGCCACUACGAGGGACUCAUCGAGGAGCUGAGGUGUCCCGGUUGUGCCGGCGCCAUGAAGGCACCCAUACUCCUCUGCAAGAGCGGACACAGUGUCUGCGAACAGUGCACCCGCAUUCUGCUCAUGUGCCCACUGUGCAAGGAACCCUUCACCCACUCCCGUUCGCUGACUGUGGAGGCCCUCUGUGCCAAGGCUCACUUUCGGUGCGGACACGCUUCCGGCGGCUGCCAGGUGCGGAUGCCAGUGGUCCUGCUGCCGUGGCACGAACAGCAGUGCAUGUACAAGCCGAUGAAGUGCUUCAUGGGUCGCGUGUGGGGCGACUGCCGCUGGCAGGGACGCGAGGUGCAGUGGAAGGAGCAUCUGGAGGAGAACCACGAUGACCGACUGUUCCGCUCGAGCAGCGCGGAUCUGGAGUGGAAUCUGGCCACGCGGCGGAAACCGCUGACCGGCUACUACGUCUUCCAGGCGCACGACGAGAUGUUCAACUUCUACGAGAUCCACGACCGGCAGCGCAUCCUGUUCACCAUGACCUGCACCUCGAACCGGCGGGACAGCAAGUACAACUACGCCUACGAGGUGACCGUGCUCCAGCCGGACAACGAGGCGCUGUCCAUGACCCAGAAGUUCCCCGUGCACAGCGAGUACGACAAGGACAUCCUCAUGGAGGGCACCUGUGUCAGCAUUCCCAUGACGGAGCUUAAUCGGUUCCUGGACCAGGACAAGCAGGUUCUCCACUACCGCGUGAGUGUGCUGGCGGUCAAGUCACCGCGCCGAGCGAAGCCCCCUAGACAGAGUCUCCCGCAGCCCGUGGACCUGGAGCAGACCCCGAAUGGAGGAGUCAAUGGAAAGAGCGUGCCGACCAGCAUGAUCAUUACGCGCACCUACAAGGAAGCCAUCGGCGAGGUGGCUGCCCAGACCAAGGAGGCGGUGGCCACGCCGGACUUGGAGGAGGAUGCGUCGUCCGUCGGAGGUGGUGGCGAUGGUAGCCUGGAACUCGAGCGCAAGUGGGGCACACCGCAGCUGCACUUCAACCGCAAAUAUCUGCGGAACACUCUGAAUGACUCCACGCCUGCUGAGGAUGAACUGCGUCCCCUGGCUACGGAUUUGCGCAAUGGAAAUGGCGACGACAAGCUCUCCCAGUGCAGCAAUAGUACGAGUUAUACGAAAAAGGUUUCCGAUUCGCUGCGAAGGAGUUUCCGGGCCCUCAAGGCGGACAUUGUGGAGAUGCGGCCGUUCAGCAAGAAGUCAAUCAAGGCAGGAUCCUCCUCUCCCGUCGAAGCCAAUGGCACCUAGUGAUUCCAUGUGCGCUUUCCUUUUUUUUUUGUCUUAAUUAUACAUCAUAUUUAACACUUCGGUCAAAAGCAUGUAAAUAUAGCAAAUGAUUUAAAUCUAUUGAAAUGUAUACCAAAACCAUAAAGAAAUAACUUAUAAUAUAUACAAUAUAAUUUUUAAUAUUUUCGUUAAACCAUUCUAAUAAACGUGCAAAGUAUUCG